Messenger RNA from Scatophagus argus, 2000 nucleotides. RefSeq names its product atonal bHLH transcription factor 1c (gene atoh1c). Gene Ontology annotation, molecular function: protein dimerization activity. The coding region runs from base 386 to 964 and encodes 192 amino acids. The transcript has a single exon. Lineage: Eukaryota; Metazoa; Chordata; Actinopteri; Scatophagidae. The record is from RefSeq and is a predicted model, not a curated record.
UUUUUAAUCAGUCACACUGGACGGAGGUUGUCCUCUCAUCUCACACCACCUCCCAUCUUUCCUUCCUUCCUUCCUCCCUUCCUUCCCUCCUUGGGCCCGCUGCUCUCCUGCUUGGCCGCCUCCAUGUGUCGGCCCACUGAGACGCUUCUAAUCCUCUUUUGAUGAACUUGGCUAAUAGACCCCCUGCAGCGCACUUUGGCUCUGUUCAUUAGGCAGCACACGACCCUCCCCACGCCGGGGAGAGCGCGCUGCGCGUCCCCGCGGCGCCCACCUCCAUAAAUUCACCCGUCAAAGUGGACAAAGUUGGACGUGUGUUACUUUGUUGAGCUACUCAGUGAACUUCUUGGCCUUUGGUACAAAUCUGCUCCGUGGAACAAGAAGAGCGAUGCCGCCGAGUAAAAGCCUCUUCGCGCCUUUCCUCUCCGCGGAGCCGGAGGGCGCAGUCGGCCCCGGGGCUCCGGCGGCUCUCCACGCCGACAUCCACGCUGUGCUGCAGCGGCGCCGCGCGCUGGAGCGCACCAGACGCGGAUGCGACCACCCAGAGCCUCCGUGCGCCAUCGUGGAGCUCCGGCUGGGCCCCGCCGGCGGCGCGCUGCACUACCUCCAGCCGGACAAGUGCGCUCUGGAGCGGGCGCAGAGACGGCGACGCCUCGCUGCCAACGCCCGGGAGAGGAGGAGGAUGCUGGGGCUCAACGUCGCCUUCGAUCGGCUGCGCAGCGUCAUCCCCAACCUGGAGAGCGACAAGAAGCUCUCCAAAUCCGAGACGCUCCAAAUGGCGCAGAUUUACAUCGCCACACUGAGUGAACUGCUCCAGGAGGGCGCCGCUCCGCCCUCACUGGGGGCCACACCUGUGGCAGAGGAGCCGUCGGGGCCAGUCAGGGUCUCUCACACCGGGAAGAGCACCGAGCAGGAGCAGAGGAGCUCGGAGGAGGACGUGUGGGACAGAACGAGCGGGACCGAGUGACACUUAAAAACUGAAUGCAUUUUUAAAAAUGAGACUUUUUUCCCCUCCAAGACUGUAAUUAUUUGUUUCCUGCAGUAAGAAAACACAUUAAGACUUUCUCACUUUGUGAUGACAUUUUUCAUUAACUCAAAAGCAUACGUUUUUCAGCUGAAAUGUGGAGUUUGUUUUGCCAGCAGCAUAAAGAUCAUGAAUUUCUCAUAUACAUUACUAUGCAAUUUAACUUUUAUUUCCCUUGUGGCUGAGUUUUGCUGUAAAAACACAGCAGAUGUUUUCCAAUAAUCUGGAAAAAAGUUUACAGAUGAACAAAUUUCAUGUCUCAAAGUUUGAUCUCCAGCGCAGAAGAUUCACCGGAAGAAAAGAGAAGAUGCAGGAUGUACGGAAAGUAGCAAUUUUUUAUUAUUUUAAAAUUAUGUACAGGUAACCAAAGACAUCAGUCUGCAAAUUGGUACAAAGAUCAAGUUUUCCUGCAGUUGGCUUGUUAAGAAGCUCUUGUCUGUCUGUCCAAAACAACAACACGACUGGGAGAAAAGGCUUUAGAAAAUGAAAAAUAGAGUCAGAUUCAGAAAAGUAGAGUCUACCAUCUAAACUUAACCCCCACACCACCCACCCCCACCCACCACACCCCCCAUGACCCGUCAGCCUCCUCCUACACGAGGAAAUCAAUCUAUGUACAACAACUAUGUACAAAAAGCUCUUCCAUUCACUCUUACAUAAGUCUGUCAAUAAAGCUCUUGUAAACUUAAGAAAAGGAGUGUGUGUGUGUGUGUGUGUGUGUGUGUGUGUGUUUCAGUAUGGUCACAAAUUAACGGGAUGAACGUGCUUGAUGACACACGUGUCGAACUUUUACAACCAAUCAAAUUCAACAGAACUCGUCCGUAUGCAGAAGAAGAUUUUACAUCUCAACUUUACGUCUUCAUCCCCACCUGGAACAUCAAAGAAAACAAACUAAACUAACCACAAGCUCUCAGUAACUUUGCAGGGGAACACAGAGACACUUUGGAACUUAGAAGUCAUAGAAACAAAUUAUUCAAACAAA